AUGUAUGCUCAACGGCCGCUGGCCUAUGCUCCUACUCCUUACAGCUAUACACCGAAUACCACUCGCUCAGCAUCCAUCAAUCUCGAUGAGGAAGUGAAACUCUCAUCGAGCUCAGCGGAGCGUGACCUGUACGAAUCGUUGGCCGAGAUUUACAGCAUAAUAGUCACUUUGGAUGGGUUGGAAAAGGCCUACAUCAAAGAUGUGGUCACGGAGGCGGAGUACACUGAAACAUGCACUCGGCUACUGAAACAGUACAAGUCCACCUUGGGUGAUGACACUGUCGCGCGGGAGUUCGGUGACUUGGAGACAUUCAAGCGAACAUGGGGGCUCGAAUGCCCCCGUGCCACCGAGCGCCUCCGCAUCGGACUCCCCGCGACAGUCGAACAAGCAUCACACAGCAGCGCAACAGCCAACAAGGCGCCUGGAGCACCAGGUGCUACAGCUGGAGCAUCUGGUAGCCUGAUUCUGGCAGCUACGGAGAACUUCAUCACCUUCCUCGAUGCACUGAAAUUAAACAUGGUCUCGAAAGACGCGCUUCAUCCACUGCUUUCGGAAGUCAUCCAGUCAGUCAAUAAAGUCACGGAUAUUGAUUUUGAGAAUCGUGGAAAGAUCAUACAAUGGCUGAUCACGCUGAACCAAAUGCGUGCGACGGAAGAGCUGGGCGAAGAGCAAGCGAGAGAGCUUGCGUUCGAUAUCGAGCAGGCGUACCAAGGGUUCAAAUCAACAUUGGAGUAG
Molecule: messenger RNA, 735 nt
Organism: Aspergillus calidoustus
Lineage: Eukaryota; Fungi; Ascomycota; Eurotiomycetes; Eurotiales; Aspergillaceae
Source: the annotation of a GenBank genome assembly